AUGACCAACGUCUCGACUAAAAAAGCACCUAUUGAACGAAAAACACAAAUUUUGCGUUUAACUAUUGCUCUUACUGUUGUUUCAUUUAUCAUUUUUUUAAUAACACUUACAUCAAGUCAAUGGAUAGUUAUUACCUAUCCAAACGCUACCUUCAUUUCAAGACAAAAUAUGUAUGUUACUCAAUCUACAUACGGUAUUAUAUGGGAAUGUGUACUCGGUGUACCAAAAUUAAAUUCAACGUAUGAAAAAAAAUGCGAUUAUCAUCAGAAUCAAGUUCAAAAUGCAUCAAUAGCAGCCGAACAAACACUUGUCGGAAUGAUUCGUACAAUGCUUUCAUUUAGUAUUAUUCAUAUUCUUCUUGCAAUUAUUACAUUUAUUUGUGGUUUGUAUAGUAUUCGUGAUUAUCGAUAUACCUAUAAACGAUUAACGGGCAUGAUUUAUAUUCUAACCGCUGCAUCACUUGUUGUUUGCAUUGAAGUACUAAUUACGAUAUUUCGUCAUUCAAGCGAACAUUUACCUUAUAUUUAUCCACAUGGUACAAAACAUACAUAUGGUGUUUGUUUUAUAAUUGCUUGGAUAAUUUUUAUUCAAUGGCUUGCGUCGUCCUUUGUCUUUUUUGCUUGUAGUAAAAAACGAAAAGGUACAUUCGAUGAAGCUACUGAAGAAGAAGCUAGAGCUAAUCUACCUGUUAAUCUUGGUCGAUAA
This is a messenger RNA of Rotaria sp. Silwood1, 705 nucleotides long. The record is from the annotation of a GenBank genome assembly. NCBI's taxonomy places the organism in Eukaryota, Metazoa, Rotifera, Eurotatoria, Philodinida, Philodinidae.